Messenger RNA from Armigeres subalbatus, 1185 nucleotides. RefSeq lists its product as uncharacterized. The transcript has 4 exons. The coding region runs from base 1 to 1185 and encodes 394 amino acids. NCBI's taxonomy places the organism in Eukaryota, Metazoa, Arthropoda, Insecta, Diptera, Culicidae. The record is from RefSeq and is a predicted model, not a curated record.
AUGAUCCGGCAGCUGGGGAAACCCACGAUGUUUUUGACGAUGAGUGCAAAUGAAAUUAGAUGGCCUCACCUACUAAGCAUUCUGCGGAAGCUUUCUGGUGGCUCUAACACUGCGGAAAUGGACGAUAUUGUGCAACAGUUGUCUGCACUCCAGCGUGCUACACUUGUCAGCGAAGAUCCUGUCACGUGCUGUGCAUAUUUUCACAAGUUGAGGAUCGAGUUCCAGCAUCGUGGCAGCCCGCCUGCACAUAUUCUGCUCUGGCUGGCGAACGAUCCCCGUGAGGAUGUUUCCGAAAGAAUGCCCGCUACUGUUGAGUUGAUCGAUUUUCUGUGCUCCAUCAGAUCGGAAGAUCUGCCUGAGACCUAUGGCAAUCAGGUUCAUAAACACACGUUUACGUGUUUCAAGCGAAACGAUAAACGUUGCCGGUUUAAUAUUCCCUACUGGCCAAUGGAUCAAACCAGAAUUCUGAUCCCUAUUACAGCCGGGGAUAGCCGACUUCAACAGCUAAACAGAAAGGCAGCGAAAAUGCGGGAAGCUCUUGAAACGAAGGUCUACGAUAGCCUUGACGCGUUUCUCGUUGAUAGCAGUUGCACGUACGAUUACUACUUGGACGUGAUUCGCUCUUCCAUUCGCCGACCAACAGUUCUGCUGAAACGUUCCAUGACGCAGCUUUGGACCAAUCCAUUCAAUCCUUGGAUCGCUGAGAAGCUCAAAUCCAAUAUGGAUUUGCAGUUUGUGCUGGAGGAGUUUUCAUGUGCUGCUUAUGUUGUGGAAUACGUAAACAAGACCAACAGAGGCAUAAGUAGUUUACAUCGUGACCUCAUAAAGCUCCAGGAAGAGCAUCCAGACCAGGACUACAAUGGAUUGUUGAAGAAGGUCAGCAUAAAAAUGUUAAAUUCCGUGGAAAUGUCUGCCCAGGAGGCUGCUUGGUAUUUGCUUCGGCAACCGAUGUCAGAAGCCAGCCGCAAGGUUGAGUUUAUUGCGACAAUGUGGCCACAAGAGCGAAUAAAAUCCAAGAAGCGGAACAAACAGAUGGACGAAGAGGAUCUCGACGACAAUUCCACCGAUGUGUGGACGCUAAACAUCAUCCAACGGUAUGAACUGCGCCGAGGAAUGGAUGAUAUCUGCUUGGCGGAUUUCGCAGCAUAUUAUUCGGAAGAAAAGAUCCACGAAGCAUUCAUAUAG